GUGCGGGGAGAAGGGUGAGGCGACGCGGGACCGCUCAGUCGGCGUCCGGCGGGAGAUGCGAAUGGAGGGUUCGAGCUGCGCCCCCCGCGCCAUGGCCUUCCGCCCGCGCGACAGCGACUGCAGCCCCCCGGCGCCGCCGCGCUGGGCCCACGGCAGGAAGCGCGGAGCCGACGGGAAGCAACGGACGCCGAGCGGGCCUGAGGACGAGGACCAGCCGCGGGCCAGGCCGGCGGGCGGCCGCGCCGAGAGCUUUACAACGCCGGAGGGCCCUGGGCCUUUAUCAAGGUGUUCAGACUGGGGAGCUACAGUUGAAGAAGAUGAAAUGAAGACCAGUGUUAAUAAAGAAAUUGCAAGAUAUAGAAGAAAGCUUUUGAUAAACGAAUUUUCAAGAGAAAGGAGGUCCUCUUCUGGAAGUUCGGAUUCAAAGGAGUCUACUGUAGCAGUUGAACUCGAGACAGAUGAAGUGGUUCUAAUGAGAAGGCAAAAGCAGAUAAAUUAUGGAAAGAACACAAUAGCAUAUGACAGAUAUAUUAAGGAAGUUCCAAGGUGUCAUCGAAUACCAGGGGUCCAUCCCAGGACUCCAAACAAAUUUAAGAAAUAUAGCCGCAGAUCCUGGGACCAACAGAUUAGACUGUGGAAGGUUGCUUUGCAUUCUUGGGACCCUCCUGCUGAAGAAGGAUGCGACUUGCAAGCAAUGACUCCUAUUGAUCUUGGUGAGAUGGAAACGGAAUCCACAGCAAGUAAUUCUACUGAAUCUCAAGCAAGUUCUCAAGGCAAUGAUGAUACCUAUUCUGGCACUCCCACUAAGGUUAGACAUGUUGACUAUCAAGUGGAAGGUGAAUUUGACCUGGAGGCAUGUUUGAGUGAGCCACUUAAAGACUUCAAUUCUGUGAGCUAAACAGCAUUCUUUCCCAGGAGUCUGCACAUGUUAUUUUUAAAGAUUUGGUGGAGUAUUAACAACCUAGAUGCUCUCUGCUGGUUGAUAACAGAAUUUGAACAAAGUUAAGGGUUGCUUCCAAAGUUGUGGUUUAUUUUAAUUAUUUUUCUGGACCAAAUUUGUCAAAGAAUAGAACUUAAGCUGUGUAACUUCCAGUUUGUCUUUUUAAUAUAUGUAUAUCAGUUGUUUUUAUAAGACUUUUUAUAAUAGAAGCCAGCCAGACUGUUGCCCUUCAGCAAACUUAAGUAGCUGGGUGAAAUAUCAAGUUGUUUUUCCUGUCCAUAAGUAAGUUUAUAGUUUGUGCUAUUUUGGCAGUCAGCAGAGCAACUCCUUAUCCUCAGAAAAGGGUCAGGAUAUGCAAGUAUAUUUGAGCAUUUGUGCACUGCCCUGCUGCAUGCACAGGCUUGACCACAAAGGCCUACCUUGCAGGCACUUCUUGAAGCCAUGGCCUUGUAAUGCUGCCAAUCAGUGUUGAUAAACUGAAACUUAAGGCAGCUAGAGUGGCCUGUAUUAACUAGCUUAUGAUCAGAUUUGAAACGUUCUGUCUGAAGGUAGUUUCCAGCAUCGCCUAGUCCUUAAUGUUUUUGGCACGAUAUCCUAUCAAUGACAGACCUGUGUAAAUAGUUUUGUUCUUGAGGUUUUCGUUUUGCGUGACUUUUUUUUUCCAAAUGAGAGAAAUUCGCUUAAUGCUCUUUUGUAAAGAUGGGGAAAAGAAAAUAGUACAAGAUAAAUGAGGCUUUAGUAUAGUGAAAGAAACAAGCAAGCAACAACAGAAUCCUGGAAUUGUGGCAGUAGUGUUUUAAGAAACAGUAGUCAUUUGGUACUUGUAAAUAGUCAUGGAUAUUCAAUUUGUUUAACACCUGCAGGAAAAAAGCAUCUAUCUAGGGAAAGCGCUUGAUUUUUUUUUUUUUUUUAACUGCUUUAAUGUAAAGCUGUUGUAAAUGAUACCUUUUUGUACAGACUUUCUGCUGAAAGCAGUUAAUGUUUCUAUUGCUUUUUGUAUGAGACGGUGUUUUUAAAAAAUAAAUGUACAUGUAACUUAA
Molecule: messenger RNA, 1980 nt
Organism: Alligator mississippiensis (American alligator)
Lineage: Eukaryota; Metazoa; Chordata; Crocodylia; Alligatoridae
Gene: SLBP
Product: stem-loop histone mRNA binding protein
Exons: 8
Coding region: 56-898 (280 amino acids)
Biological process (GO): mRNA 3'-end processing by stem-loop binding and cleavage; mRNA transport
Cellular component (GO): cytoplasm; histone pre-mRNA 3'end processing complex
Molecular function (GO): mRNA binding; histone pre-mRNA stem-loop binding
Source: RefSeq, a predicted model, not a curated record